Humulus lupulus (European hop) is the source of this 327-nucleotide messenger RNA. RefSeq names its product putative receptor like protein 25. NCBI's taxonomy places the organism in Eukaryota, Viridiplantae, Streptophyta, Magnoliopsida, Rosales, Cannabaceae. The coding region runs from base 1 to 327 and encodes 108 amino acids. Gene Ontology annotation, molecular function: protein binding. The record is from RefSeq and is a predicted model, not a curated record. The transcript has a single exon.
AUGUGGAAAGGAGUGUACCUUGAGAAUGAAAAGAUUUUUAGAUCAUUAAGACUCAUUGAUCUUUCAAGCAAUCAAUUGACUGGACAAAUUCCAAAAGAAUUAACACAUCUUGUUGAAUUAAUUCAACUUAACCUAUCAUGGAACAAUUUGCAUGGAGCUAUCCCAAAGGAGGUUGGGAAAUUGAGUAAUCUGCAAUCACUUGAUCUGUCCAACAACAAGUUCUCCGGUGAAAUUCCCUCUAGCUUAGCAACAAUAUCAUUUUUGAGCUACUUGAAGUUGUCGAACAACAAAUUGUCUGGAAAAAUCCCCACAGGAACUCAACUAUAA